AUGUCGUCCGCCCCUCAGAUGAAUGCUUUUCAUGGGGAGGAUCCAACUUCGCUAGCUUUUCAGAAAGAGCUCCUCCAAUUGGCACCCUUUUAUACACUAAAAGAUCUACAUAGUGAUGACCAUUCUUCGGCCAACACUUUGCUACGCGAAACAAGCACUGCUCAUCAGCAAGAUGGCGCAUUCGAGGGGAAAGACGUAGAAGAUACUCGUGAUCAGUCCACAAUGCGAUCGUUCCUCGACCUUAGCCUGACCCAAAGUACACUACACGGCACCAGAGAGUCAUUCAAAAUAACAGAUGUGAAGUGGCGCUCUAUGUACCCAAUGGUACAUCCGCGGUUUGGAAACUUCAAGUUCGUCUACUCUCUACCAUUUGGAUUCAUUGACUAUGAAUCUUGCUUCUGGGGCCAAGGCAAUACUAACAUCAUGUCAAGUAUUGUAAAUUACCCGCGUCAGCGUUCGUCAUGGUUGCAUGUGCUCCCAAAGGUCUCAACCAGAGGCGAGAGCGAAAGCGAGAUUAUCGAAAAUUCUGAUGGUCAAAUCAUACAAUCCAGUACCAAUUACUCCACAGACAGAGCAUCUAGUGCCCUGCCAGACUCCACAAUAAUCACACAGCCCGAAAUCUCAGACUCUCCAAAGAAGACGGUGUAUAUCCCACCCCACAAGAGGGGCGGCUUUGAUGCUGCACACUCCCGAGCGCAAUCCGAGUCCUCUGUUCCCGCAACCAAGAAUGCUAUGUCGGGUAGAGAUAAAAAGAAACAUCAGUCUCUCGAUGUGACACCUUGGCAGACAAAUCCAAAUGUGGCCAGACGAACAUUUACUAGCAGCGUCUACACACUACAUUCAGGUCUCCCAACGCUGCCAGGCUCAUUGCCCGCUGCCGCCACCGGAUCUACCACGCAAACUCUUCAAGGCAAAAAGCUAUCUGACCAAUCAAAAUACAAGGGAACAGGUCUGGGCACCAAGGCAAUAAAGGAUCUUGCGGACAAUCUCAACUGCUCGGUAUUCGUCACUCACCUCCCCGAAGAAAUCAAGCAUCACGAGAUCUUUGCCGUUAUAAACACCGGCUCCGUAAUCUCCCUUCAUAUAAUGGGUCCCGUUGUAGGAUGUCCUUUCUCCGCUGCGAAAAUCGUCUUCAAGUACCCCGAAGGUGCUGCUCGAUUCAUCGCAAAAGUCAAUAAUAGCCCAGAUGGUAUCGCGAUUCGAGAUCAUCAUUUUUGCGUCGUGUACAAUGAUCACGGUAUGGUUAAACACACUCCAGAACAUCAAAGUCGCGUCAUUCAUAUCGAAGGACCUUAUAAUAAGAUGACUGAGGAGUUUUGGAGAACAUAA
Molecule: messenger RNA, 1329 nt
Organism: Sclerotinia borealis F-4128
Lineage: Eukaryota; Fungi; Ascomycota; Leotiomycetes; Helotiales; Sclerotiniaceae
Source: the annotation of a GenBank genome assembly